Molecule: messenger RNA, 741 nt
Organism: Dioscorea cayenensis subsp. rotundata (Guinea yam)
Lineage: Eukaryota; Viridiplantae; Streptophyta; Magnoliopsida; Dioscoreales; Dioscoreaceae
Exons: 3
Coding region: 1-585 (194 amino acids)
Source: RefSeq, a predicted model, not a curated record
AUGCCCCUCUCGCCUCCAUCACAUCCCUCCGCCUCCCGCCGUCACUUCGUGCUCAUCUUCUUCUCUUCUCCGGCGAUAGGCGGCGCCUCAAAGCUUUUCAUGCUCCUCUUCAACCCCAUACCUCGCCUCUACCACUUUGCCCCCUCCCCCCUCCGCCCUCCGCCCUCCGCCAUCCUCGUUCCGGACCACUCUCCACCUCCGCCGGCCGUCGCCUUCUCCAUCCACUCUCUCUCCAUCUCACCUCGAUUUCGCCAUGGAUGUAGAAUACGAUGUCAUACAUCGGCGAGUGCAUUCUCAGCGUCCUUCUCUCCUGUGAAGUGGCUUGAGAAGGACAACGUUAGGCUGUUCUCGCAUCAAAUUCCAGCUAGAAAGCUCACAGAUAUGGAGGGAGUGGACUUUCCGGGGGAGUGUUGGGAGCUAGAUCCUGCAUCACUCCCCGCUGAUUUGCUUCGCCUAGAUCAUUUGGAGACAAAGGUGGUGCUCAAUUAUAUGUUCCCAAAGAUGGUGGCUGACAGGAAGUUUUGGUUGCAAAGAAAAAAAAAUUUGAUCAUAUUGUUAUUCAGACCACAGAGAUUGGUGAAAUAAAACCGCAGAAUGUUGCAGAAUGAUGAAAACUCAUCUUGUGGAAAGAAGGAAGAACACAAAAUCAAAAGUAGACUCAAACUAGUAUUUAGAGGUGUAAAUUAACAAGAGAUACUUGUAUUUAGGGCCCUGUUUGGUUAGAGGGAAUGAGAAUAUGGG